Molecule: messenger RNA, 2899 nt
Organism: Helicoverpa zea (corn earworm)
Lineage: Eukaryota; Metazoa; Arthropoda; Insecta; Lepidoptera; Noctuidae
Product: protein ALP1-like
Exons: 2
Coding region: 240-1487 (415 amino acids)
Source: RefSeq, a predicted model, not a curated record
GUCUCUUUUGUACUUUCAUAUCAGGAGUGUACUUACGAUGUUUCAUUUAUAGAAAAUGUAAAAAAAAACUUAAAAACGAUAAACGCUUAAAGGUAGAAACACAUUAUUGAAACGCCACGCCACACAACGUGUCGCCACCCCAUGAGCACUGUGCACAUUACCAACACGUGAUGCCACGACACGCUCGCAAUUUUUUAAUUCAGUCUAUGUGCGGCGGUGAACAUGUAUAGUCGUGUACUAUGGAUCUUCUAAAUAACGAGUCAGAUGAAGAUUUUGAAGAUGGAUUGAUGCAAAUUUUGGGUACAUAUAUGUUACUAAAACGACUCAAGAAUAAGAAACAAACUAGACGUUACUGGGUGCAUGAAAUAAAUGAAAAGAGAAGUACGUGUGGUGAAUAUCAUGCUCUUUAUCAAGAUUUACUUAAUGACAGCGAAAGAUUUCAUAUGUAUUUUCGGGUUACUAAAACACAAUUUGAGGAAAUACAUGAAUUUAUUAAAAAUGAUAUACAAAAGAAAAGGACAACAUUUCGCGAAGCAAUCAGUACAAAAGAAAGACUUGCUGUAUGCCUCAGGUUUUUAGCCACGGGCAAUUCAUUUAGAUCGAUGGGAUUCAACUAUCGAAUGGGAUUCAGUACCGUACGAAACAUUGUGCAAGACGUUUGCAAUGCAAUUUGGAAGAAAAUGGGUCCUAUUUAUAUGCCCAAACCUACAACUGCAAUUUGGCAAGAAUCAGAAAAUGGUUUUAGAAAUUACUGGAAUUUCCCAAAUUGCUGUGGAGCAAUAGAUGGAAAACAUGUGAAUAUUAUUUGUCCUAUAAAUGGUGGUUCAAAUUACUGGAAUUAUAAGGGAACUAAUUCAAUCGUGUUACUAGCUGUAGUAGAUCCAAAGUAUAGAUUUUUAGUUGUGGACGUCGGAUCCUAUGGUAAAAACAGCGAUGGUGGCAUAUUUGAAAAAUCCAUUUUAGGAGAAUUAAUAGAAAAAGGAAAAUUAGAAUUGCCAGCCGCUAACCCUUUAACUCCAAAUUCAGAACCAUUGCCACAUGUGAUUGUGGCAGAUGAAGCUUUUCCCUUAAAACCAUUUUUGAUGCGACCCUACAGUAAGAAUGACGUUCGUAACAAUGAACCCAAUAAAAUAUUCAAUUACAGACUCAGUCGUGCUCGACGAAUAGUCGAGAAUGCUUUUGGCAUCUUAAGAUCAAGAUGGCGUGUAUUUGCAGGUCCUAUGUCAGUACAACCUGACAUGGUCGACAAAAUAAUUUUAGCAACAUGUUGCUUACACAAUUAUUUGGGCACGGAUAAUUUACCCUCGAACUGUGAUCAUCCAGAGACAAAUGUGACAGAAUCUACCGCCUUUGACAAUUUAAAUCCAAUUCGUAGAAAUUCCACACAAUAUGCUUUUACAGUGAGAAACAAAUUCAAAGAAUAUUUUAACAGUGAAGGCGCCGUUCCGUGGCAGCUUGAUAUUGUGAGGAGAGGUAGACAACAUUAAUAACAUGGCUACUCUUCAAAAAAAUCACAAAACUAAGUUCAUACGAGAUAUAUGUAUAUUUAGUUAACAUAGGUGUUCGGGAUACCCAGAACGUGAAACCUUUUUUAAUGUAAAACACCAAAACCUAUAAAGUAGGAACCUCUUUGUGUCUGUGUUUUGUUUUAUCUUUUUUUAAUUUUUCGUUGUCAAAAAUAAGUCUUGCGGAAUACAACUCUCUUAUAUAAUUUUCACGAAGCAUUUUUUAUUCAAUUUUAUAUACAGUCCUAUCCAAUAGGUAUAUAUAUUCAAGUAAAAAAUAAGUAUAUUCUAUUUUGUAAUAAAUAAUAUUCGUAAUAAAACUUACCUGGUGUAUCCAUUUCCCCUGCAAUUUCUUCCCAAGCAUUAUUUCGUACAGUAUGGUCCCUGUACUGAGCUAAAUUAGUAUUAUAUAGAAUAGGAUAUCGUUUCACUAAUUCUAUUAAUUGUUCGUCCCUCAUUUCCAAAAGAUGCAAAUAAAAUCCGCGUGCAAAAUCAAAGAAAGUUCUCGAACAAAUGACGCGUGGCGUCGGGUCUGCACUAGAAACACACUGCGAGCGGUGCGUCGGGUGGCGUGUUUACCCCCACCACCGGCGACACGUUGAUCUGGCAGUCAGGGAUCGGGUGGCGUGUACGCGCAUGUUGUUGCGUCGGGUGUUUAUAAUGUGAUUCUAGGCAUAGAAAAUAGUACGAAUUGAUUCCACUCAACACGCAUCACGUUUUGUCGGGUGGCGUGGCGUUUCAAUAAUGUGUUUCUACCUUAAAUCAAACUGAAAUAAAUUCCGUACUUCAACCCUGAUGUGGAAAAGAGGUUUUAUAAGUAUUGAUUGUUAUUAUAUAUACAUACAUACAUGUUAUCGCCUAGUACCUAAUUAGAUUUUAUACAUACUUGUACUCAGUUUUUCUUAAUCGUUAUAUUAUAUAAAAAGCAUUCAAUCUUACCUAGUAAAUGAAUAUACAUAUUCCGAGGAAAAUUCAUUUACUUUCCAACUAAUACUACAUUUAAAAAGUCACUAUCUAAAUAACUUUGUAACUAUAUCUGUUCUUUUUUUAUUUAAAUGUCGUGAUGUGCCAAUACAUACCUAUAUUUUUUCUAUAUGACCAUUAAGAAAAACGAAAAUAGUUUGGUUAGACGUUUCUAGGUGGCCUCACCAAUGACCAAAUAUCUGGUUGAAUAUCAACUCUCACAGGCGAUCUUAGGCUUUUUGUAUAACUUUCGCGCCUAAAUAUUGGGAGCAUCUAAGGUGAAUUGUGAGAAGGUCCUUAAAAUUUUGUCUGAAUAGUAUUAAUUUUUGAAAAUUGUUAAAAUCAGAUAUUUGGUUCUUGGUGAUUGUGUUGUCAGAGUCAAGUUUGUAAACGACUGUCACAAAUAUUUUUAAUAAAACUAUAAAAUUAAA